Helianthus annuus (common sunflower) is the source of this 612-nucleotide messenger RNA. RefSeq lists its product as uncharacterized. The record is from RefSeq and is a predicted model, not a curated record. The coding region runs from base 1 to 612 and encodes 203 amino acids. Gene Ontology annotation, molecular function: RNA-DNA hybrid ribonuclease activity; nucleic acid binding. The transcript has a single exon. Lineage: Eukaryota; Viridiplantae; Streptophyta; Magnoliopsida; Asterales; Asteraceae.
AUGGCGCUCUACCUGAAUCAAGCAAAGACGUUGCUGCAAACCUUCUAUUCCUACAAGGUGCACCACAUCAACAGAAGCGAGAAUAAGCCGGCAGACGCGCUAAGUAAACUCGCAUCUACAAGUUUUCAGCACCUGGCAAAGGAUGUGCGCAUAGAAGUUUUGAGCAACCCAUCAGUGCCACUAAGGGAAGUAAGCGUCAUUCAGGUAGGAACAACAUCAUGGAUGACUCCGAUAAUCGCGUACCUUCAAUCUGGAAUACUACCAGAGAACAAGGCUGAAGCAAGGAAAAUCCAAUACAAGGCUGAACAUUAUCAGAUGGUUGAUGGAAUCUUAUACCGAAGGUCAUACCUGGGGCCGUUGUUGAGAUGCGUUGACCCCGAAGACGCAAACUAUUUGAUCAGAGAAGUGCAUGAAGGAAUAUGCGGCAUACAUGUUGGACCAAGAAUGGUAGUGGCAAAGGUGAUGAAUGCCAGAUACUACUGGCCCGGAAUGCACUUAGACGCAGUAAAAAAAUUGAGGAAGUGCAGUGGAUGCCAAAAACACGCUCCCAAGACAAUGCGCCCCAAGAAUGAAUUAGUACCGGUCAUAACUGCAUGGCCUUUUCAACAGUAG